GUCUAAGAGGACAGGACAGGAGGCCCCAAUGGUGGAGGUGGUUGCUGUUUCUGCCGAGAUAGAACCUGCUGGCGAAUCAAAGAAGAAUCCGAAACCAUAGCCAGACAAGAAGGGUUUUUUUAUAUGCGAGUCCGAAUUAAAUAAGCAGCCUCCUCUGGACAGUCCGCUGCUCUGAUCGGACGAACAAAAGCCAACUGAAGAGCGAAUUAACAAUGGCAGUUCUUCGCUUCAUCUUCUGUCUCUCCCUGAACCCAAUCAAAAGCCCCCCAGAAAACCCCCAACCGGCGAAUAUACAAUCCGAGCCAAAUGGGUCCAAAUGGGUUCUCUCUGUUGUCCCCCUCUAGCUCUCAUUUUCCCACUUUCAGGGUUUCCGCGCCCACCAGCAGAGUCAGGAUGGCGGCGGCGAUGCCGGCGGCUGCGACCACCACCGGCUUCGGGUUCAAGAAUCUGAUGGAGACGUUCACGGUUGACGUUCAGGGAGCGGAAGGGAGGCCGCUGGACGUUCCGCUGAUGGCGCCGUUCACGAUUGCGUCGUCGAGGCUUGAGAAGGUGGAGAACGUGGCGAUUCGGAUUGAGUUGAGAAAUGGCUGUGUGGGGUGGGGAGAAGCGCCGAUCCUGCCCUCCGUGACGGCUGAGGAUCAGCCGGUGGCGCUGGCGAAGGCAGCGGAGGCCUGUGAGUGUCUGAAGCGGAGUCCGGCCAUGACUUUGGGCUCUGUUUUGGGGGAGAUUGGUGGGAUUCUUCCUGGCCAUGAAUUUGCUUCUGUCAGGGCGGGAGUUGAGAUGGCAUUGAUUGAUGCAGUGGCUAACAGCAUCGGCAUACCUUUGUGGAGACUAUUUGGUGGAGCUUCAAAUACCAUAACCACUGAUAUAACAAUUCCUAUUGUUUCCCCACCUGAAGCUGCUGAAUUGGCUUCAAAAUAUCGCAAACAAGGUUUCAGGACCUUGAAGCUUAAGGUUGGCAAGAAUCUGAAUGGAGAUAUAGAAGUGCUGCAAGCCAUACGCAUGGCUUAUCCCGAUUGCAUGUUUAUUUUGGAUGCUAAUGAGGGAUACACGUCUGACAAAGCUAUUCAAGUUCUCGAAAGACUGCAUGACAUGAAGGUUACUCCAAUUCUCUUUGAACAACCAGUUCACAGAGAUGAUUGGGAAGGUCUUGGUCGUGUCUAUCACAUUGCAAAAGACAAGUAUGGCAUAGCUGUUGCUGCUGAUGAAAGUUGUCGAAGUUUAGUUGAUGUCAAGAAAAUAAUCAAAGAAAAUCUUGCAGAUGUCAUUAACAUUAAGCUUGCCAAGGUUGGGGUUAUUGGAGCUCUUGAAAUUAUUGAAGUGGCUAGGGCAUCAGGGUUGAAUUUGAUGAUUGGUGGUAUGGUUGAGACUAGACUGGCCAUGGGUUUUGCCGGUCAUCUUGCUGCUGGCCUUGGGUGUUUCAGAUUUAUUGACCUAGACACACCCCUUUUGCUAUCGGAAGAUCCAGUGGUUGGAGGUUAUGAAGCUUCUGGUCCAGUAUACAAGUUCACAAAUGCCAGAGGCCACGGUGGCUUCCUUCACUGGAAUAAUAUUGCCUGAAGGGGCAGCACAUUUGCUGUUUUUGAACGUGCAAGUGAUCAUGCAACUUCGAAGAUCCUAUUGCUUGUGGAAUAUCCUUCUUCAAGAAGAGACCCAUGACUGUCAAAUGAAGAAAUCGGGGGUCAGAGAGGCUAGCAGAAGAAAUUAGAUGUAAUUGUAUGUUCAAUAAUUUGUACCGUGGUUGUGUACUUGAAGAACAGAUUUGUUUUUGCGAGUAUUGUGACCUGUUGUGAAGGCCUUCAGGCAAGUAGUUCACCCAGCUUAUUAUUCAGACAUAUUAUGUUGGUAAAUUGCAUUUUUCAUUAUGGUCAAGGACUUCAUUUGCUUAGACUUGUCAAGCGGGCGGGCCGACCCAUACUGUGCACAAUCCUGGGAGCCACCCCGUGCAGUUUGACAUCUCUAAGCCUCUGUUACUAAGUGA
Molecule: messenger RNA, 1981 nt
Organism: Diospyros lotus (date-plum)
Lineage: Eukaryota; Viridiplantae; Streptophyta; Magnoliopsida; Ericales; Ebenaceae
Product: L-Ala-D/L-amino acid epimerase
Exons: 7
Coding region: 307-1560 (417 amino acids)
Molecular function (GO): racemase and epimerase activity, acting on amino acids and derivatives
Source: RefSeq, a predicted model, not a curated record